CUCUAUUUAUUUAUAUCUCUUUCUUGCAAAAAUCUAGCUACCCUCUUCUAAUUUCUCUCUCUCUCUCUCUCUCUCUCUCUCUCUCUCUCUCUCUCUUUUAAACAUGGAAGAUUUGAGUUUCUCUGUUGGAGUCAUAGGGAACAUUAUUUCAGUGCUAAUGUUUCUUUCUCCGGCACGGACAUUUUGGAGAAUUGUAAAAAAUGGUUCGACUGAAGAAUUUGAGAGCCUUCCGUAUAUUUGUACACUGCUAAAUUCAUUGUUGUGGACUUACUAUGGUUUGACCAAGCCAGGAGAAGUUCUUGUGGCCACUGUCAAUGGUUUUGGCAUCUUUGUUGAGACCAUCUACGUUUUCUUGUUUCUUCUUUAUGCUCACCCAAAGAUGAGGGCAAAGACAGGCGUUUUGGUGGGAAUAUUGGAUGUGGGUUUCUUUGGAUUAGCCAUUUUAGUAACUCGGUUAGCUUUGGAAGGAGAUGCACGUACUAAUGCAAUUGGGUUUUUGGGUGCUGGCCUCAAUAUCAUCAUGUAUGGAUCACCUCUUGCUGCCAUGAAAACUGUGGUGACGAGCAAGAGUGUGGAGUAUAUGCCAUUCCUUUUAUCAUUUUUCCAAUUUCUUAAUGGUGGAAUUUGGACUUUAUAUGCUAUUCUUGUACAAGAUUAUUUCCUCAUGGUACCAAAUGGAACUGGGUUCAUUCUUGGAAUAGCACAGCUGGUACUAUAUGCAAUAUACAAAAAUGCAAAACCAUCCAUAAAUAUAAAUGUUGUAUCAGAUUCAGAUGCUCUUUUGGAACAAGGAUGGCAUACACAGAGCCUCAUUACCUCUUCCUCCCCCACUAAUUAAAUUAACUACAUACAUAUAUGUAUAUUUACUUAUAUAUAUAUAUAUUUAUAUAUAUAUAUGAGAUUAAUUUUCAUGAGAGGUCUGCAGCAAAUUACACAACUUAAUAUUUGGCUUGUUUAAAUUUUAUUUGAGAAAAAAGAAAAGGGAAGAUAAGUUGCAUUUAGAUUAAACACAGUUUUGGUAAUUAAUCACCUUAUUUAUUUCUUUAUAUAUUUAAUUCAUUAUAUAUAUUGUGCA
Messenger RNA from Cannabis sativa, 1075 nucleotides. Its product is annotated as bidirectional sugar transporter SWEET17-like. Gene Ontology annotation, molecular function: sugar transmembrane transporter activity. The coding region runs from base 104 to 838 and encodes 244 amino acids. Gene Ontology annotation, biological process: carbohydrate transport. Lineage: Eukaryota; Viridiplantae; Streptophyta; Magnoliopsida; Rosales; Cannabaceae. The record is from RefSeq and is a predicted model, not a curated record. The transcript has 6 exons. Gene Ontology annotation, cellular component: membrane.